This is a messenger RNA of Ornithodoros turicata, 3269 nucleotides long. RefSeq names its product RNA polymerase-associated protein RTF1 homolog. The coding region runs from base 144 to 2132 and encodes 662 amino acids. The record is from RefSeq and is a predicted model, not a curated record. Gene Ontology annotation, molecular function: DNA binding; RNA polymerase II C-terminal domain phosphoserine binding. NCBI's taxonomy places the organism in Eukaryota, Metazoa, Arthropoda, Arachnida, Ixodida, Argasidae. The transcript has a single exon. Gene Ontology annotation, cellular component: Cdc73/Paf1 complex.
ACAAUCCAAUAGCAGUCAAAAGUUUGAGGCGGCCAUGAUGCGUCUAUGGAACCGAGGAAAUUGUUUAAGGUGAGUCCUUGCUCCCGCUUCUAAACUUAAAGAUAUAGCGAAAAGACGAGACCCGUUGUACACCAUCAACCAGCAUGGUGAAACGUAAGAAAAGUCGGGUCGUGCUAGAGUCUAGCAGUGGUGAAAGUGACAGUGGCGAGGACCUCGACGAAGAGCUUUUGAUGCUGGCUAAGAAAAAACAGAGGACAGAUUCUGAAAGCUCUCCAAAGAAAUCGAACGAAGAACAACAAGCAGCCACGUACUCGGACUCUGAAACUUCUGAAAGCGACGAUGACUGGACGGUUGGUGGUGGGAAAAGCAACAAGGCUAAAGGCGCCAAAAAGGCGGUCAAAAAGCCGCAUUCAUCAGCCAGCGGCAGUUCAUCAUCCGAGCCUGAAGAGGGUGAAGUCUCCGGGUCUUCAUCUGGAGAGAGCGGCGAUGACGACGAUCCGGAGGACGAGGAGUUCAAUGAUGGAUAUGACGAAAACCUCAUGGGAGACGAGGAGGAUCAGGCAAGGCUGGCUCAGAUGACAGAGAAAGAACGUGAGCAGGAGCUCUUUAACCGAAUCGAGAAGCGGGAGGUACUUAAGACACGUUUUGAGAUAGAGAAGAAACUACGACUGGCCAAGAAAAAUGAGCAGAAACGCAAGGCGAAGAAAGAAGAAGGGAAGCAAGAAGGGGCUUCUGCCAGCUCGAGGAGUAAGGAGCGCCGGCGGAUGGUAGAAGAACGAAAAGACAAGCUGGACAAAAAAGCUCAAGCCAUCAAAGACCUCAAGGCUGAGAGAGAGAAGAAAAGGAAGAUACAAGCGGAGCAACAGCAGAGGGAAGAAGAGGAAAGGAAAAAGGAGGAGGAGGCCGCACACCAGAGCUCAAAGAAGCUCAAAGCCAGCGACAUCUAUUCCGACGAUGAUGAAGACGACGACGACGGCAGUGCCUCCGAGGAAGAGCGAGCAAAGAGUGAGGAGCGCAGCGAGGCGGGCUCGGAACGACGCAGGUCCAGCUCGGAGAGCGAAGAAGAGGAAGAGACCAAAAAGCCGAGCAUUGCCAGCCGCCAAGAAUUGAGCAAGAUUCGCCUUUCGCGGCAUAAGCUCGAGCGCUGGGUGCACGCACCGUUCUUUGCAAAAACUGUAGUGGGCUGUUUUGUGCGAAUUGGUAUCGGUUCCCACAAUGGCAAACCGGUCUACAGGGUCGCACAGAUAACUGACGUGGUAGAGACGGCUAAAGUGUACGCGUUGGGUCGCGCUCGUACAAACAAGGGACUUCGACUAAAGCACGGAAAACAGGAACGUGUGUUUCGUCUGGAGUUUGUUUCUAACCAGGACUACAGUGAUUCGGAGUUCAACAAAUGGAAAGAAGUGAUGGAAACGGAGAACGUGCCAUUUCCAACCAGCGAGGAUGUGUCGCGUAAAGUGAAAGACAUCGAAGGGGCUCUCAACUACGAGUACAAGGAGGCAGACGUGGAGCGUAUCGUGACCGAGAAGCAACGCUUCAAGCGCAAUCCGCACAACUACGCCAUGCGCAAGACGCAGCUCAUGAAACAGAAGGAAAUGGCGGACUUAGCGGGUGACGAUGAAGAAGCACAGCGCCUGGCGGGAGAGCUAGACCGUUUGGAAGAGCGUGCCCGUGACCUUGACAAGCAGCGCACCAGCACAAUCAGUGCCAUCAGUUACAUUAACGAACGCAAUCGCUUGAAGAACAUAGUUGAGAUUGAGAGGGCAAUACUGGAAGAGUCAAAGCUGAACAAGGAGAAAGCAGACGACCCUUUCACGCGCCGAAAAUGUGCUCCCAGCCUCGUCACGAAGACGAGGCCCGUCGCAGAAGUGAAACCGCUGCAGGAGACUCCCAAAGUGGUACAACCAGUCACAGCACAGAAACUGCAGUCAGCGUCUGCCGAGGAAACGCCGUCUCAGAGGAGCGACCAGGACAUGUUUUCCGCUCACGAUUUUGACAUCAAGAUAGAUCUGGACGUUUCGGCAUCGGCGGCGCCCUCCCCGGUUGCGAGGCCCUCGGGUGGCGUACGGCCGUCGGCGCCAAAGAGGUCUCUCAACCUGGAAGAAUACAAGAAGUUGCGGGGCCUCAUCUGACCACAUCUAUUGUGGACUUACUGUAUAGCAUUAAUUCUAUAAUGGACACCUCGUGAUUCUGAAACACCCAUAGCACAUGAGAGCACAGAACAAUCCGGACGACUUUAUGUAUUUAUCGAGACUGUACAAUAAAAUCGAAUCAUUGCAAGAAAAAAUUGUCAGGACACAUACGUACAAGUAACUCUGUACAGCCUUUGAUACUUGAUCUUCGUCAAAUGGAAAAAAAUAAAUAACUUUUCAGACAGUCGCUUCACAUUCAGGAAGCUCUCAAGUGUUGGAGGUAUUUUGGGAUCAAUCUACUCAGAUGGGUAACGCUGCUACAGGUGGCCUUCUGUUCUUGUUGAGAACCGAUGCAGACGUUUGAGUGACUUUAUUCAACUUGCCAGAUACAUAAAGGUAGACUAUGUGAAAUAGAAGAAACCACCCAUGCUUGAGCAGGACAACAUUGCUGCCGUGUCUUGGCUUUGUCAUUUCAUUACUCCCGGGACAUUUUGUAGCCUCGUCGAGAGACUUCGAGUCUUGCAACAUCAUUCAUUUUUGGGUCCCCCGCUGAUGCGACAAUAUUUUUGGAAACGGUACAUUGCAUAAGAUCGUGUAACUUCAUCUCGAAUUUGUGUUGCUGUUGAAGCAAGCAGAUAUAUGACUGUAGGGAGUGUUGAUAGUGUUCCUUUUACUUCAUGCAAGGACUGUUAUACGAUUUUCACAUUUCUCAUGGUAGAAUAAAUUGGUACUGUAAAGCCUGCAGACAAUGUUUCUUUGCGUGGUGUAUUCCUCAGUCUGUUCACAGUAUGGUCAGGGCAGCUUGUAUGCAGCGAAUGUGGUUGCAGUGCUUUGAAGGAUACUGAAAUAGUGCUGUAUGCCAUGCCAGCAAUGUUGCGAUGCAUGCUUUUUAAACAAACUUUUCAUUUGUGAACCUUAUUUAAGUAUGUUUCAAAAACAUUGUGUGAACUUGUGCAUGGCCACGAAAAUCUUGUGCUGCAACAUUGUUGAUGUGUUCAGAAAAGAAAGCGAUGAUGAUCUUGCCUAUUAGAAUUUUGGAUUUAUCAUUUCUCAUUUUGUGUUUUAUACUCAUGUUGUCAUCAUGUGGUAAUGUGUUUAAUAGUAGUAAUAAAUGCCGAAUUUGCAUACACACCUUUA